Tripterygium wilfordii is the source of this 2663-nucleotide messenger RNA. Its product is annotated as protein STRICTOSIDINE SYNTHASE-LIKE 10-like. The record is from RefSeq and is a predicted model, not a curated record. Gene Ontology annotation, molecular function: strictosidine synthase activity. NCBI's taxonomy places the organism in Eukaryota, Viridiplantae, Streptophyta, Magnoliopsida, Celastrales, Celastraceae. Gene Ontology annotation, biological process: biosynthetic process. Bases 1489 to 2559 code for a protein of 356 amino acids. The transcript is spliced from 3 exons.
GGAGGGUUUGGAAGGAUCCCUCUCCUGCCAAGAAUAACCUUAUAGUAAUUCUUUGUGAACCUUCUUUUGCCAACAAAUGAGCUGAAUCUGCUGUCCUUCAUGCAUUUUCUUUCAGCCUCUUAACUUGCCGGUCAAACCGGUUGAACUGUCUUUUUUUAUGUUGGCCGCGUCGGUUCUGUUGUUGGUCCUUUAAUACUUUUGGCCUACACCGACCUGCAAGACCUGUGGGUCGACCACGGAUCUAGUGGGUUGAAGAUGAAACGUUGACAGAGCGGGGUUAAAGUACAUACAUGAAACAUUGAGAGGAGGAUUGUCUGAGAUUGUGCUUGAAGGCGAUUCCGAGGUGGUUGUGCAGCAAUUUGGAAACCUAGGUUAGUUCAAAAUUUGAAAAUAAUUGAUUUAUCUAUCUCGAGAAUUGAAGUGGGCCUAUAACACUUAUGGAACUGAAGUGUGAACAAGAUCUAUAGCAAUGAGCCACUUCAACCAAUGGACUGGUAGCAAUCCCAUCCAUGUCAAGCAUUUUUCGGGCAGGUUUUAGGAACCAAGUACAAGCUCAAUAUAGGAAGGAAGCCUACAUAAUGGGCUGAAUUCAGGAAAAUUAAGCCAAAAAAGGCAUGAGUCAAAAGGAAUACCCAACACAAGCAAUGACAUAUGUUGGAUGAAAUGGAGGUAGUUAUGAACUGGGUCCGCUGGCAGGAAGUGAUUAAUUCCACCCUCCUGGCUCCAGUAGAGUAUUUUUGCUGUCAUGGUAAGUUUCCCAGAUUACUACUAGUAUUCUUGUUAUUCAGUUGACUUGUUGGAUUGAAUUUGUUAAGAAUAUAUGUACUUGUGAUUUUGUUUCAGACUUUCAGUAUUCUUACUUACUUGCAGACUUGCACUCUCUGGGUUUCAUGCUUGUGGUGGAGUGUUACAUUGAAAGCACGGAGCUAGACUUUACUUAUAAUAAAUCACUCGGCUGGCAGCUGGUUUAUUACCAGACCGAUGUAGGAUUUUUAGUCUUGACAUGUUGAAUGACAAUUUUUGUAAGAAUUUGUGGACCGGGGGUGAAUCCACGUUACGUGGGCAUAACACAUGUGAGUUUACUUGGCAAUGGAAGAAAGUCCAUCUUUACUCAAAGCUUAAGCCAAUGAGUUGAACCUCCUUCAUGCCUUAUAAGCCACACACUUUCUUUCAAUUUUUUCAAUGUGGGACUUUGUGUGGGUUCCAACAUUCGGAUUGUCUCCUGAAAAGCCUUUUGGUAAUUUUAGGAUUAGCUACUAUUGUAGUUUGUUUUUUUUUUUUUUUAAAUUACAAUUAGUAGUUGGUUUUAAGUCACUGGAUUUGUGUCAUAAAGAUGGUAGAUGGUGUAUCAGUUUCUAUAAAUAGAAGACGACGUCUGUUCAUUGCAAUAAAUACUAACUAGACUAGUCAAGCAUAUUUGCUUCAGAGACUCCUAUACAUAAUAUUGUGGUAAGUGUAGGUGCAGUUAUAGCACCAGUCUGGACAAGUAUGAAUGUUGAUGCAGGAGUACUGUUUUCUUCCAUUUCUCUACUCUUCUUCUUUUUGUGUUUUUCCCACUCUCAUUGUGAAGCACAGCAUGUCUUGAAGAACUACAAUGAGAUAGAGCUUCCUGGAGUGGUUGGUCCUGAAAGCAUAGCCUUUGAUUGCAAGGGCAAAGGUCCUUAUGUUGGUGUCUCAGAUGGUAGAAUCCUCAAAUGGCAAGGACCACAACUUGGUUGGACUGAGUUUUCUAUUCCCUCUGCUGAUAGGGGGAGAGAGCUGUGUGAUGGAGCAACCGAUCCCAAGUUGGAACAAACAUGUGGGAGGCCACUGGGUCUGAAAUUCAACACUGCAACUUGUGAUCUCUUCAUUGCAGAUGCGACCUUCGGGCUUUUAAAGGUAGGACCAGAAGGUGGGGUGGCAACCCAACUUGCCAAUUCAGCUGAAGGUGUUCCCUUCCAGUUCACAAAUGGUCUUGACAUUAACAGCAAUACUGGAGAGGUCUUUUUUACUGUCAGUAGCAUGAUCUUCCAAAGAAGACAAUAUGCAUUGGCAUUCAUUAGCAGGGACAAAACAGGGAGGCUGUUGAAAUAUGAUCCUCAUACCAACAGUGUCACAGUCCUCUACAGAAACUUAGCCGUACCAAACGGGAUUGCUCUCAGCAAGGACAAUUCAUUUCUUCUGGUUGCAGAAUCAAACACACUGAGGAUUCUGAAAUUUUCUCUUACUGACUCAACAGGUGUUGGAACCCCAGAAAUUUUUGUUCAGCUCAAAAGAGCUCCUGAUAACGUAAAGAGGAACGCUAACGGAGAGUUCUGGGUGGCACUUGUUUCCGGGAGAGAUGAGAUUCGGAGACAAAAUGUUAAAAGAAUUUCACAGGAUGUAAGUGCGACAGUGAAUAUGCCCUGGUCCUUUGAAGAUCCUGUGGGAGUGAAAAUCAGUGAAGAAGGAACAGUAAUUGGUUUUUUGUCUGGUAAUGGGGGUAAAGAACUUGAUUCCAUUAGUGAAGUUGAAGAAGUUAACGGGGUCUUGUGGAUUGGGUCUGCAGUGAAACCCUAUGUUGCUCAAAUGCUUGUCUAGCAUUUCAAAUUCAAUAAUGUUCAAUAAUGGUUUCCAAUGUAUAGUUUACAAACUCAAGCAAAUAUGUGAGAUUUAUUAUGGGCUAAAUAUAAUUUUUUCGUCUC